Molecule: messenger RNA, 957 nt
Organism: Erinaceus europaeus (western European hedgehog)
Lineage: Eukaryota; Metazoa; Chordata; Mammalia; Eulipotyphla; Erinaceidae
Product: olfactory receptor 2V1
Exons: 1
Coding region: 16-957 (313 amino acids)
Biological process (GO): G protein-coupled receptor signaling pathway
Cellular component (GO): membrane
Molecular function (GO): G protein-coupled receptor activity; olfactory receptor activity
Source: RefSeq, a predicted model, not a curated record
AACUUAGCCAAAGGGAUGUGGUUCAACCAGUCAUCUAUAGAUGGCUUCAUCCUCCUGGGUAUCUUUUCACAUAGCCAGACUGACCUUGUCCUCUUCUCUGUGGUCAUGAUAGUCUUUACAGUGGCCCUCUGUGGGAAUGUUCUCCUCAUCUUCCUCAUCUACAUAGAUUCUCGGCUUCAUACACCCAUGUACUUCUUCCUUAGUCAGCUCUCCCUCAUGGACCUCAUGUUGGUUUGUAACAUUGUACCCAAGAUGGCGGUCAACUUCCUGUCUAGCAGGAAGUCCAUCUCCUUUGUGGGUUGUGGCAUACAAAUUGGCUUUUUUGUGUCCCUUGUGGGGUCUGAGGGGCUCUUGCUGGGACUCAUGGCUUAUGAUCGCUAUGUGGCUAUUAGUCGUCCACUUCACUAUCCCAUCCUCGUGAGUCAGAAAGUCUGUCUCCAGAUUGCUGGGAGCUCUUGGGCCUUUGGGAUACUAGAUGGAGUGAUCCAGAUGGUGGCAGCUAUGAGCUUACCUUACUGUGGCUCCAGGAAAUUGGAUCACUUCUUCUGUGAAGUGCCAGCUCUACUGAAGCUGGCCUGUGCAGACACAUCCCUUUUUGACACCCUGCUCUUUUCUUGCUGUGUCUUCAUGCUGCUCCUGCCCUUCUCCAUCAUUGUGGCCUCUUAUGCUCGAAUUCUGGGGACUGUGCUCCGUAUGCGUUCUGCUCAGGCCCAGAAAAAGGCUCUGACUACCUGCUCUUCCCACCUGAUGGCUGUGUCUCUUUUCUAUGGGGCAGCCAUGUUCAUUUACUUGAGGCCUACACGCUACCGAACCCCGAGCCAUGACAAGGUGGUCUCUAUCUUUUACACGGUUCUUACUCCUAUGCUCAACCCCCUCAUUUAUAGCUUGAGGAACCGGGAAGUGAUGGGGGCCCUGAAGAAAGGGUUGGAGAGCUGCAGGGUUGGCAGCCAGCGCUGA